Histoplasma mississippiense is the source of this 273-nucleotide messenger RNA. RefSeq lists its product with no specific name. The transcript is spliced from 3 exons. The coding region runs from base 1 to 273 and encodes 90 amino acids. The record is from RefSeq and is a predicted model, not a curated record. Lineage: Eukaryota; Fungi; Ascomycota; Eurotiomycetes; Onygenales; Ajellomycetaceae.
AUGUGGGUUAUGUUGGAAGUAUAUUUUGUCGCACAGAUUGCUGGUUGGAAAAGCGGGGAGGACGGGAGCGUUGACAAAGAGCGGAUGUUGCGCACAAGAGGCACAGCGCCAUUCAAACGACCAACAGAAUGGGGCCUAAGAUGGGAUGAAACAACCAAGCUCGGAUCACUGCAAGGCACAGGACAUGCAGAUGAUAUUGUAUGCAGAGGACAUGUGAACGUGUUCGUGGACACGAUGGAGCGUAUUCGGGUGGUUUUUCAGACUCUUCGGUGA